Molecule: messenger RNA, 939 nt
Organism: Salvelinus namaycush (lake trout)
Lineage: Eukaryota; Metazoa; Chordata; Actinopteri; Salmoniformes; Salmonidae
Product: forkhead box protein Q1-like
Exons: 1
Coding region: 118-939 (273 amino acids)
Biological process (GO): cell differentiation; regulation of transcription by RNA polymerase II; anatomical structure morphogenesis
Molecular function (GO): DNA-binding transcription factor activity, RNA polymerase II-specific; RNA polymerase II cis-regulatory region sequence-specific DNA binding
Source: RefSeq, a predicted model, not a curated record
ACAAGACGAGACUUCCUCUGAGGCCUGAGCUCUUCUGGCGACGUGCCUGUUUUUACUUGGGCAUCGGAUAAACUUUGGAUAGAAACUCGCAGUAAAGCAGAAAUUAUAACAGACAACAUGAAACUUGAAGUAUUCUGUGGAAACCACCACUAUGAGGUGAAAUCUGUGGAGCUGUGCAGCGAUGCUAAGAACAGCGUCCGCUCGCCUGUCUCUGGUGAGGAGGAGUUGGGUUCGGAUGGGGACUGUCUAGCGCACAGCCCGCCACCUGUCACACUGGGUGCAGAUGGCAAAGGCAAACCGUACACGCGGAGACCAAAACCUCCAUACUCUUACAUCGCACUGAUUGCCAUGGCUAUCCGUGACUCAACGUCGGGGCGUCUGACUCUGGCGGAGAUCAAUGACUAUCUGAUGACAAAGUUUCCCUUUUUCCGGGGCAGUUACACCGGUUGGAGGAAUUCCGUGCGCCACAACUUGUCACUGAACGACUGUUUUCUGAAGGUCCUCCGGGACACGUCCAGACCAUGGGGAAAGGACAACUACUGGAUGCUGAAUCCUCAAAGCGAGUACACCUUCGCUGACGGAGUGUUCCGACGCAGGAGAAAACGAAUCAACAAAAAGACAGGCAAAGAGCAAGACGUGUCUGACCAUCGUCCAGACGAGGACACGCAACUCACCACAACACCCGCACCACCAGCCAGCAGUGCCAAGUUCUCCAGUUCCUUCGCUAUAGACAGUAUCCUCAGCAAACCGUUCAAGAGACAGGAGUGGGCUGAGAAUUCUCCCACCGUUGGUGCGUUACCGUGGCCCGGUUACACUCAGAUGAUGCCCCACAUUGUGAGAGGACCAUCAGUCGCCUUACCGCAUCCCGCCCAUUCGAUGUUUCAUAUUGACUCAUACGCUGCGCAUAUCCUGGGGGCAUAUGGUGGUGGAUUGUACUGA